AUGGUUCUACCUAUAGUAUUAGGCCUAGGAGUGACAUUUGCAGCUGUUACAGCACGAUCAGGGCUACGAGCAUGGGAGGUUUACAGAAGGCUCACGCCUAUGAUGAUAGCAUAUCUUAACGGGAUUCGUAUCUCAACUACAGAGGCUCAAUUUCAGCAGAAAAAUUCCUUCCGCUAUGGCCGUUUGAAUGACGCGUUAAGGUCACAGUUAGAUCAGUACGGCGGCGGUUUUGCCGCCAAGAUGACUGAUUCAGAAGCACUACUUAUUCUCGGUAUUUCUGGUCACGAAAUCGAAUCUUUAGACAUGCCAAUGCUCAAACGCAAGCACCGCAGAGCCAUGGUGCAAAAUCAUCCUGAUCGCGGCGGCAGUCCAUUUCUGGCUAUGAAAGUCAACGAAGCUAGGGAUGUACUUAGCCAUAGCAUUAUGCUCAGAAAGUAG
Molecule: messenger RNA, 438 nt
Organism: Lachancea nothofagi CBS 11611
Lineage: Eukaryota; Fungi; Ascomycota; Saccharomycetes; Saccharomycetales; Saccharomycetaceae
Source: the annotation of a GenBank genome assembly